This is a messenger RNA of Dioscorea cayenensis subsp. rotundata (Guinea yam), 1005 nucleotides long. RefSeq lists its product as uncharacterized. The record is from RefSeq and is a predicted model, not a curated record. Gene Ontology annotation, biological process: regulation of DNA-templated transcription. Gene Ontology annotation, cellular component: nucleus. NCBI's taxonomy places the organism in Eukaryota, Viridiplantae, Streptophyta, Magnoliopsida, Dioscoreales, Dioscoreaceae. The transcript is spliced from 6 exons. Gene Ontology annotation, molecular function: transcription coactivator activity. Bases 1 to 855 code for a protein of 284 amino acids.
AUGGAAAGACCGCCAUUGAUUAUCUCCUCCAAACUAAGAGAUAGACAUGAUCUUCAGGAUGAGAAAGUAGAUGACCACUCACUGGUGGUGGAACGAGUCACAAAUGCUUUAGCAAGAUCAACCAACCUACAUGAUCUCCAUGAUGCUGAUAUGCCGGGCCAUGGGAAGGUGGGUGUUGAUAGUGCUGAUGUGCAAGACAUCGACAUUGAGGAACCGGAGGAUGGAAUGACCCUUGAUCAGCUCCCGGAAAUUAGAGUUGUUCACUCAUCCCGUCGAAGCUACCGAACCCUCCACGUCUCUCCAUUCUCAACAACCCUAAUUCCUCCCCAAUCUCUUAACAAGAAGAGCAAAAGAGCUGCAUUGCUGCCAUGGAGACAUUGGCUACUGAACACUGCUGAAAACAGUGCCCUCGGUGAUUUUGGAUCUGCCCUUGUUCCCUCCAGCAGCCGAUCUGAGUGUUCGCCAUUUUGUCAACCAUGGAGAAGGAAGCAAAGAAGGAGGCUUUUAGGAAGUAUUUGGAGUCCAGUGGUGUUCUUGAUGCUCUCACGAAAGUUCUUGUGGCAUUGUACGAGGAGAGUGACAAACCAAAUUCUGCUAUUGAGUGCAUUGAAUGAAGGAAACAAAUCUGGUUCUGUUUUCAAUUUUAUCCAACAAAAAUUAGGUGGGCCAUCAAUCUCUGACUAUGAAAAGCUUCAAGCAGAGAAGUCUGAUUUGCAAUUAAAGUAUGAUGAACUCUUGGCACAUCAUAGAGAAACAUGUAGGAGGCUGGAAGAACUUAGAAACACACUACCCAUGGCAAUCUGCAAGGAGAGUGUAGACCGAGAGACAACAAAAGAUGAAAUGCCGAUGAUCUGACUAAAGCCAUCAUUUGUUAUCUGUAAUGUGUUUGUGUUUAAUAGAGAUAGACUUGCCAUGUUUUGGAAUUAAACCUUUUGGCAACGCAUACUGAUAUGUAACCUUUCACAAAUCUAAGUAUGAAGUCAUGCUUAUUUUUGUUAUUGUGAA